Drosophila melanogaster (fruit fly) is the source of this 1251-nucleotide messenger RNA. RefSeq lists its product as uncharacterized. The transcript is spliced from 3 exons. The record is from RefSeq and is marked reviewed. Bases 20 to 1159 code for a protein of 379 amino acids. Gene Ontology annotation, biological process: proteolysis. NCBI's taxonomy places the organism in Eukaryota, Metazoa, Arthropoda, Insecta, Diptera, Drosophilidae.
UUAAUCAUCCCGAGCAAACAUGGGAUCGAUCGUGGCCACAGCAGCUAUUCUUUUAUUCUGCGUCCUUUCGGGCGAAGCCUGUAGGUAUUGUGUCCCUAUGGAGAAGUGCUUAAUACUAAGUCGAAAACUAAAUAGUUGCCCAUUUAAUCACGUCUGUUGUGACAUUAUCAUAAAGAGUCCUUAUAUCCCUAGCGGACCGAAUGAGGAAUCCGAUUCUGAGUCUGCAUCAUCUUCUACAGAAGAGGAAAACAUACCAACCUUUAUCUAUUUUCCAACGAGACCAACAGUCUCAAGUGAGCCCCAAAACAAUGUUUCUACGGAACCUGAUGUACCCAUUACUUAUUGGCCACUUAAAGGAUCGGGCGCCCCAACAAAUGAUGGUGCGCAAGCUGAGCAACCAAAGCCAACUGAACGGACACAGCCAGGAGGCAGGUGCAAUACGACUGGUCUAUAUUCCUGGGUGGUAGCCCUAUUUUACGAAGAAGUUUACUUGACCGGCGGCUCACUAAUUAGUCCAAAAGUGAUCCUAACGGCAGCCCACAACACAAUGAACAAAAUGAAUGAAGAUAGAAUUGUGGUUAGGGCCGGCGAGUUUGUCAUGAACACAACAAAUGAACCCAUUCAGUAUGAGGAGCGCGUUGUUGAAAGGAUUGUGAGACAUGAAGGAUUCAUUUUUCAGUCGGGUAUUAAUAAUGUGGCUCUUAUUUUCGUAAAAACACCGUUCGUGCUAAACGAUCGCAUUGGAGUAUUGACGUUGCCAAGCCGACAAGCGUCGUUCGAGGGACGUCGCUGUACGGUUGCCGGUUGGGACUUGGUGAGUUCCCAUGAUCAAAGCCGUAUGAGAAUUAUAAAGAAAUUAGAGUUAACCGUGUUGGACAGAACGACAUGCGUGGCUCAGUUUAGAAAUACAACUUUGGGCAGGAAUUUUGAUCUUCAUCCGAGUCUGAUUUGCGCCCGAAGUGAAAUAAACCGGGAUUUCUGCUUUGGCGGUGGAGGUUAUGCAUUGUUCUGCUCCCUCGGAGAUGAGAAUCCACACGUCUUCGAGCAGGCUGGGAUCGUCGCCUGGGGCAUGGGGUGUGGAUUGGACCUCCCGGGAAUCUACACCAAUGUGGCAAUGUUCAGAAGUUGGAUUUAUAAUAGGAUAGCAUACUUUGGCUAACGCUUAAAGAUUAUUACAUCAAUUCUUCAUUAAGAUUGUGAUUAUGCAUUAUUGUAUAAAUAUACAAAAUAAAUGAAUUUUUAAUCAAAAUC